AUGGAAGCCAUAUUACAACCGCCUCAACCGUUUCGAUUCGAGAAUAAUCUACUAAACGUCACAUCGGGAAACGUAAGCAAAGAAUGGGAGAAAUGGAAAAAGGCUUUUUUGGUAUAUUUUGAGGCCUGCGAAUUGAAUAAAAAAGAGAAGAGAGUACAAAUUAACAUACUGUUACACAUUAUAGGUGAAAAAUGCCGAGAAAUAUAUGAACAGUUUUCUGGAGAGUAUAAAACGGUGGAUGACGUAUUAAAACAAUUUGAUGAGGUAUUUUUACCCAGGAAAAACUUAACUGUUGAGCGACAUAUUUUUUUUACACGAGAUCAAGAAGAAAUGGAAUCAAUUGAGCAAUACGUAUUUGAAUUGAACAAAAUGGCAGCAAAAUGUGAAUUUAAAGAUUUGUGUAGUGAUCUCGUGCGGGACAGAUUAAUAUGUGGGAUCAGGAAUGGUGCGAUUAGGGAGAGAUUACUAAGAGAACCAGAUUUAACUUUAUCCAAAGCCGUGGAUGUUUGCAAAUUGGCUGAAUUGUCACGUGUUCAAGCGACCAACAUAAAGACAGAAAAUACGGAAUAUAAUGUACAUGAAAUCAAUAACGGAUUACAAGGCAUGAAACACAAUGAAGCACUUAUGUUAAACAGAAUUAAAAAUCGGAGGUCGGGAAUGAAACACCAUGCAGGCGCUGAUGGUAAAACAAUUAACGAACGGAGGGAUCGCAGAUUUGAACGGGAUUCGUACCAGCGUCGCGAUCUUCGUAACCAAUCAUCCUCUAGCGGACGGCAGCAAAGACAGCGACACAUGAAUGUCAGAAAAAAUGCUAACGGAUGCGGAAAAUGUGGUGGAAUUCAAGGAUGGAAUGAAUGCCCAGCGUUUGGCCACAGGUGUUACAACUGUAGUAAGAUGAAUCAUUAUUCGAGAAUGUGCCGGGUGUAUGCCAUACAGGAGGCCUCCAGCGAUCAGGCCGAUGAGUCACACGUGAUGGCUGUUAAAAACAUGCCUACCCCUAAAAAUCAAAAAGAUGUCGAACGAUUUUUGGGAUUAGCUACAUAUGUGAUCGCUCCCGUGGUAGCGGACCUCUCCAUAUCGCACUCACGUGACCACCUCGCCGCCCAAGCGCAGGUGUGUUGUAUCGCAGCCAGUAAUCCUCUAACGGAUACAAUUUUUUUACAAAUACAACAAAAUACUAAGAAUGAUCAAACAUUACAAAAAUUAAUAAAAGUUAUAAAGAAUGGUAGCAGUCGCUAUGAUACACACAGCUCCGGUGCACCAAUGCACCAACUGAAUUCGAAUAGUCGCUCUAUUACUAAUUAUUGCACCCGUUAUGACAGGGAAGUGAGAGCUCCUGAUCGCUGGGGAUAUUCCACACCUGGCGCACCACUAAAAAGCCCAUAG
Molecule: messenger RNA, 1386 nt
Organism: Achroia grisella
Lineage: Eukaryota; Metazoa; Arthropoda; Insecta; Lepidoptera; Pyralidae
Exons: 5
Coding region: 1-1386 (461 amino acids)
Molecular function (GO): zinc ion binding; nucleic acid binding
Source: RefSeq, a predicted model, not a curated record